Molecule: messenger RNA, 3469 nt
Organism: Xiphophorus maculatus (southern platyfish)
Lineage: Eukaryota; Metazoa; Chordata; Actinopteri; Cyprinodontiformes; Poeciliidae
Gene: tox4b
Product: TOX high mobility group box family member 4
Exons: 9
Coding region: 568-2568 (666 amino acids)
Biological process (GO): regulation of transcription by RNA polymerase II
Cellular component (GO): nucleus
Molecular function (GO): chromatin DNA binding
Source: RefSeq, a predicted model, not a curated record
UGAGCAUCCUAGCCCGGGCUAACACGUCGCAGACACGGCGGAUUGCUCGGUGUUCCUCCGCCUGUCAGACACCUUGAACCGUUCCCCCACACCUCUCGCGGCUACGUUAACAUUUCUCUCGGUAGAAACUCUGGGAGGGAGUCCGAAUGAAACGCCCAAGCACGGUCGGACAGACAGACGGGCUCCGGGGCUGGCGGUGGCGGUCUGAGUACCGCAGCCUUGCGGUAGCGGUGUAGCCAGGCUAAGGGGGCUAAAAGCCGCGGUGUGGGACGAGUCGGCAAGAAAGACGGUUAACGGCCACGCUAACCCGGCGGCUAGCCUCGCACAGCAGACGGGUUAUUUUUGGCACGGCUGCUGGGGGCAACACAUGCCCAGUGUUUCCCCCACAUUAUCCGCAGCAGAGCUGUCAGUGCGGACGGAGCCAGCAGAUACAGCUAGUGCGGCGGCGGCGGCGGAGGGAGGAACUGGGAUCCCCAUUAGCAGCUACCUGAGGAGGCUUCCACAACAUUUCACCGCAAAACCAAACAAAGAGAAGCGACUGGUAAAUGCUGAGGCCCAGCUGAAAACAUGGACCUAAAUUUUUACUCGGAUUUAACAGACGGAACCGGGCAGCACGACGCUGAUCCAGAGUUCUUGGACCCGCAUGCCUUCAAUGGAUUUGACUCUGACAGCAAGUUCCCUGGCGGCAGCGAAAACUACCUGUCGAUUCCUGGGUCCGGCCAUCCUUUCCUCUCUUCCGCCGAGACGUUCCACACCCCCAGCCUCGGCGAUGAGGAGUUCGAGAUCCCGCCCAUCUCUCUGGACCCGGACUCGGCGCUCACCGUGUCCGACGUGGUGUCUCAUUUCGGCGAGCUGUCGGACGCCGGCGGCGCAGACGGCAUGGUGGUACCGGGGAACGCCGUGGUGGAAGGGGACGACCCGUCCUUCGCCGCCCCCUACGUCAGCGCUCCCUCGCAGGGCUUGGAGCACCUGACCCUGGGGGUCAUGAACCAGUCGGGAGGAAGCGCUCUGCUGGGCUCCUCAUUGGGGAUGGAUCUGGGCCACCCCAUUGGAUCUCAGUUCAGCAGCUCAUCUCCGGUGACCAUAGACGUCCCGUUGGGUGACAUGGGCCAGGGGUUACUGGGGUCCAGCCAGCUGACCACUAUCGACCAAUCGGAGCUGAGCGCUCAGCUGGGGCUCGGUCUAGGAGGAGGCAACAUGUUGCAGCGACCCCAGUCACCCGAGAAUCCGUUGUCGGCAACGGCGUCGCCCACCAGCUCGCUGCAGGACGACGACAUGGACGACUUUAGACGGAGCGUGCUAGUCGAGUCUCCGGUGUCUCUGGCUGUUUCGCCCGGCGUCAUCUCACUCGAUUCCUCCAUGUCGGAGUGCCCCGUCUCUGCGUCCACUUCCAGCGUCUCCUCUGCCGUCGGACGGAGAGGAGCAGCAGCACCAGCAGGUGGAGGAGGAGGAGGAGGAGGAGGAGGAAAGAAGGGGAGGAAGAAGAAAGACCCCAACGAGCCUCAGAAACCCGUGUCGGCCUACGCUUUGUUCUUCAGGGACACGCAGGCGGCCAUUAAAGGCCAGAACCCCAACGCUACGUUCGGAGAAGUCUCUAAGAUCGUGGCGUCCAUGUGGGACAGUUUGGGAGAGGAACAAAAACAAGUUUACAAAAGGAAAAAUGAUGCAGCAAAGAAGGAAUACUUGAAAGCACUAUCAGAGUACAGAGCCAACAAAAACUCCCAGGCUCCCAUUGAAGUCAUGGAAACCGAACCAUCGCCACCGCCCGCUCCUCCUUCUCCUCCGGUGGUCACUCCCGCCUCCACUUCCGCCCCGCGACCCUCCAGGUCCCAGCACUACAACCCCGAGGAAAACACCAUCACCAACAUCUGCACCUCCAACAUCAUCCUGGACCUGCCUCACGUCACCACGCGGUCCCGCACCGGCGCCAAGCCCCUGGCCCCGGCUCCGAGCCCCACCCCUAACCCUCCCACCGUCACCAAGAUCAUCAUCAAGCAGACGCCGCUUCCGUCCGGCGGCGUCUCCAUCACCAGCACCACCGCCUCCUCGCCGCGCCAGCCGCCCCCGCUGCAGCAAAUGCAGAGCACCCCGCCGCCGCCCAGACUGCAGCAGGCUCCGCCCCCUCUGCAAGCCAAGCCUCGGGGCGGCGGCGCUCCCGCGGCCACCGCUCCGCCUCCCCUGCAGAUCAAAGUGGUUCCCUCGUCGCGGCAGCAAGACUCGGCCACGCCCAUCAUAGUGACGGCAGCCGGCGACGCCGGCAGCAAAUUGACGUCCACGUCGGGCGUGACGAUGGAUGUGGGGCAAUCGGACGCCGUGGUGAUGGCAGGGGAGGAGGUGGCAGAAGCGGAGGAAGGGAUGGAGGUGGAGGUGAACGUGACGCCGGGUCUGAGUGUGACCGCCGCGCAGGCCCCGACCAUCUGCAUGCGCGCCGGCUGCAACAAGCCGGCGGUGGAGAGCGAAGACUGGGACAAGGAGUACUGCAGCAACGAGUGUGUCGCCACACACUGCAGAGACGUUUUCAUGGCCUGGUGCGCCAUCCGAGGGUCAAACUCCACCACCGUCACAUAGAGAACGGAAACGAUGCCACACAAACGGGACUAAAUACUACAAAUGAACUGCAAACAAAACACGUGCGACUGACUCGGGUGUCGGCUGGUAAAUGGUUCGUUGUUGGGUUUUUUUUUUGUUUGUUUUUCUUUCUUACGCUCACAUCAUCUCGGGGACAAGAACAAAGACCUCACAGUGGCAGGCGGGUGGAAGUCGCCUCCGGUUUCCUGUUUUGCAAGCACUGGAUUCGUUCACGCAGACGGACGAGGACGGAUGGCUAGCGCCGCUCCGCGUAUUUCAUGUUGAUCAUGUAUUGUGAAUUGGAAGAGAGUAAAAAAAAAAAAAAAAAGAGGAAAAUGAACUUGAUAAAACGAGGAACAUUUUAUAUGAACAUGGUGGUGUUUUUAAUUAUUUUCAAAAAAGGAAAAAAUAAGGAAAGUGACAUGUGGGGGGGAGGGAACCUGCUGAUGCAUUUAUUUUAUUCGUCUGUGCUCUUCCCUUUACUCAUACAAGGACGACAGGAUCAUUGUGAACGAAUUCUGGGAGUUUUGGACGAUUCGGUCUUCUCGUCAUCUGCGCUAAUGUAGACAUUUGGGAAACCGACAACCACGCCAAGCACAAACCAUCUCCAGAUCGUGCAAGAAGGAGUUAAACGUGGCGGGCGAAAAGGGAGCCUACCUGGAAUGGAAUUCUGUCAAAACACAUUUUUAAAAGACAACUUUUGACCAACUUUCCAUAAGUGAACGGCUGCUGGUCAGAAACACAAAACGGGUGCUAACGUCUGCUUCGACCCUGUACAUUUGAGCUUUUGGAACGUGUGCUGCGUAGUUUGCAUAUAAAGAUUUGUGAUCAUUUCUGGAUGGAAUUAGAAAUGCCAGUAUGAAAUAAACACACCAGCUCUAACAGCAGCAUUUGCUGUAAA